AGUAAAUGUCUGCGUUGUGGCGUGUUGAAUCAUGGCUGCAUCAACAGUCAACAGUAACAGCCGUCACAAAAUGCAAAAAUGCAGCGAGAAGCCGCCUUUACAAGACAGGGAGAUUAUUAAACCCUCCAUAACAGAGCUCACCAAAGAAGUGCGGACCAACAUUCUCUGUACGGUGGAAGGAUGUGGGAAGAUUCUGCCCAACACUCCAGCACUUAACAUGCAUCUAGUCAAGUCCCACAGAAUCAAGGAGGGACUAGUCAACCCAACAAUUAGGAAGGACAUUAAAGAUUCACAAAAGCUCUACUGCUGCCCAAUAGAAGGCUGCCCAAGAGGACCAAACAGACCCUUUUCUCAGUUUAAACUUGUCAAACAGCACUUUAUGAAGAUGCAUGCAGAAAAGAAGCACAAGUGUGUGAAGUGCAGUAAUGGUUACAGCACCGAGUGGGACCUGCGAAGACAUGUUGAGGAUUGUGGGAGGACUUACAGCUGUACAUGCGGUUGUCCCUAUGCCAGUAGAGCAGCACUACUGUCUCAUAUCUACAGAACAGGCCAUGAGGUUCCCAAAGAGCACAGGUAUCCACCAGUGAAGAAGAGGAAAAUGGAAAAAUUGUCAAGCAGUACAACAAAUUUUAUGCCUGAUGAACUAAUAAAUGAAAUUCCAGACUGUAAGAAAAAGCUCAGCGAAGGAGCAGCCCCUACCAUACUCGUCUCUGGAGCUUCAGACAUAGCACAGCACAACACUAACAACGCCAAACACACCCAAAAACUCCUCCUCCCGAAGCCCAAAGUGGCCCUAGUCAACGUUCCUAUUAUGCAGUUCACCCACCUGCCUGUUCUCCUACCCUCCGCGGAAAGUAGUGCCUUGAGGUCCUUGGUCUUGUCUGUGGAUGCACAAGGAUCCGUAAGCACUGUGCAUAUUUUGUCACCGUCAGUCGGCACUGUGAUGCCUGAUCUGAACAAUAAGACAUUUAAAGAGGCCUUUCCCGUACAUACAUCAGGCCCAGAAACAAUUAGCACAGGAGUACAGGUCAAUCUCGAAAGUCAAGCCGCUUUGGGAGAUCCAGUGGAUCUUGGAUCCAGAAACAAAAGCACUUCAACAAACAUUCAAACCGACAUAUCAUACCUCAGCAAAGGGAUGGAUGCUGGACCGCUGACUGUUUCCCCCUGCUGUGAGGCCUCUGUGUCCUCUUGCUCUCAGACAGACAUCAGCGUAAGCGCUCAGAUUCAGCUGCCUGUUAAUGUGCAGACCCAGACACUACCCUCGCGAAUCAAAGCCACAUUUUCCAUUGGAGCACAGACAGAUGUUUUCAGUUUUUCUUCCUUUAAUGUGACCCGAGAAACGCAAACGAGCUGUUCUGCAGCCCCAGUGGAUGAAAGCCAAAUGGACCAAGCAAUGUUUUUCAAUACCGAUACUCUCAGUGUCUCCACUCAGACAGCAGAGGAUGAUGCACAUUUCAGAACCAGUGGCUUAGAAGAUCCUCUGACCAGCACUGAAGCUGGGCUUUUUGAGGACAAGACUGCUGCGUCCAUGUGUUUUGGGGCUCAGACUGACAUUUUGCACCAAAACACAGUAGCAGACAACCAGACUCAGACCAUGAUACUUUUCCGUGACCUUGAGAAUAUUCUUUCUGACAGCAACCGGGCAGCUUCAAGCUGCACUUCGGGUUUAGUUGCUACGCACGAACCACAUCACACUGGUAUCGACUUUGACUUUGAAGAGUUCCUUAAUGCCACACACAUUCAAACUCAGACAGAAGAAAGUGGAUUAAACAGUCUGAACACAGAGACAACUUUGGAACUUCUAGACAUUGAGACACAGACUGACUUCCUGCUCUUCGACAACCUUGGUAAUGGGCACAACAGUGAUGUUGGAACAAGGGUGCAACCAAGUGAUCUGGAGCUUGAGAUGUUUGACACGCAGACCCAGACGGACCUUAACUUCUUACUUGACACGGGUGGGCACAUGCCCCUUGGCAGUAUCCUCAGACAGUCUAGUUUCAGCAUGAGCACAGAGUCCUCAGACACAGAAACGCAGACCGACGUCAGGCCCGCUCCACUUUCUCUGCCUUGCUCCCAUGAUGGGCAGGUGAGGCUUAGCACUGCUGAAACCCAGACCAUCUCCAGUUCCUUUCAGAGCCUUGGCCACCUCUUCCACACUAGCAACGAGACCCAAACUGCAGUGGAUGACUUCCUUUCAGCAGACUUGGCCUGGAACAUGGAGUCUCACUUUAGCUCGGUGGAAACCCAAACGUGUGAGGAGCUCAUCUCGCUAUUUCAACACAACGAGAAAGCCACAAGCUGAAGGCUCCAUCAAAGGCAAUUUGGUCAAUUUAGGUCACAUAAUGGUCAAUCCUAGUAUCUCCCUCAGCAAGGAUGGCAGAACUUCGAAACAGUUCCUCACAACCAUCUAGAGCUCAGUCUGUCAGAUACUAACGUUGUGUCUAAUCGAAGAAUUUCCAUUUAGACACAGGUAAGGUCCACAGUAAGGCACUUCUAUCUGCCCAAGUCUAAGGAUGUGUAAGUAUACCUUUGCAGCACUUUAUCACCUCACUAUUAAUGAUCCACAUAUAUCGGAAGUCCUUAAAGUAUUUUAUUUGUUGUAGUAGGUCAGGCUUGUGGCAAUGCGUAGUAAGUUUGUACUGAUGUUACUCACAGAUCGGACAGAAAUUAUGAACCUUCAUUCCACAAAUAAAAUGUAUUUUAGGUUUACUUUCUAGUCUGAUAUUGUUUAGAUGUCUUGAGUCUUAUUGUCUUUGUACAUGCUAUGUUUUUUUUUUAUUUUAAACUUGGGCUGCUUGUUUUUUGUUUUGUUUUUUUAAACUUGGGCUGCUUGUUUACUUUGUGCUAUGAAAAAUUGUUACAUUUAACAGUGCAAUGCUCUAGACCCAUCUAAAAGCCACUGUGAGUAUAUUUAGGUCUUGAUUCAUGACAAAAUUCAUGCAAAUAUGUCCUGUUGACUGUUAUAAUAGUAACAUACUAAAUCAGUUGAAUUUGCGUCUUAUGCAUGUUUAAGACAUUACAUUUCCUUUAGAAGCAGAGCUGAGGAUUUGUUCUUGUUUACUGUGAUUUGCAUUCUGUACUGUGAAUAGAUUCGAUUACGCAAAUCGCAAAUGUUUACUGUAAAACGAAACCUUUAAUAUUUCUUGGAAAGCAAGAAUCAGUUUUGAUGGUAUACGUUCAUCCCUCCUUAUGAUUUUAAGUAACUGUUUACACACACUGUAUAAACCUUUUGUUGAUGCCUUAAUUUAAGUGUUCGUAUGCUUUUGGAUAUUUGAGAUAAUGAAAUCCCAGUGCUGCUUAAUGGAGGAUGUUUGGAAUUGAUCCUUUGUGUUUUUUUUUUCUUUACUGCAGUAUUUUUGCGUGUAUGAUUAUUGUGAUGGUUAUUAUGAAUGUUUCCUCUCUGCGUUAAAACUCACUACUCAUUUGCCUUAGUACACUAAAUAUGGAAGGCAACUAUAGCUUUAUUUUGUUUUGUGUGUGUGUGUGUGUGUAUAUAUGUAUGUGUGUAUUAUGAAUUAUUUCUGAAAUGUCCAAUUUAUUUGUACUACUGUACUUUAUGUAUAUAGUGGGUUUUCAAUAAGUAGAAUGUAAGUGACGCAGUGUCUGUUCCUUUUAUGACGUCACAUCGGCUGCUUCUCAACAUUGUAACCGCGUAAAAAGAGCUUUAGUAUUUUCAUGGCAAACACUAGGAACUCUAGUAUUCAGCCGCUAUGUUAACCGAAAUGCUAUUUAGAUCUUGAAAUAAAUACAUGUCAAUUUCGUGUAGGCAAUGAUGAUGUCAUAGUGAAAACUAUUGCUAUAGAAAACUUGAAGGAGUCCCAAGUGUUUCUUUGUAAAGAGUGCAUGCAUAUUUUUGUGCCAAGAAUAACUCUUGUGUUGCUUUUUUGUUUUUCACCAUGUCUUAUUUAAUUUAGCAUAGGACAUAAUUUAAUAUGAGGUGUAAUAAUAAUUAUAAAAAUACGAUUAUUUUUGUUCUUUAGAGGCUGGUCAUGUGUAUGCUCUAGCUAUGUUCUGUUGUUUAGAGGCUAUGCUGAUGCACAUGAGACUGGAAAAUAAACUGCGGAAAAUAAUUAAUUGAAUCAAG
Molecule: messenger RNA, 4084 nt
Organism: Puntigrus tetrazona (Sumatra barb)
Lineage: Eukaryota; Metazoa; Chordata; Actinopteri; Cypriniformes; Cyprinidae
Gene: atmin
Product: ATM interactor
Biological process (GO): regulation of transcription by RNA polymerase II
Cellular component (GO): nucleus
Molecular function (GO): DNA-binding transcription factor activity, RNA polymerase II-specific; transcription cis-regulatory region binding
Source: RefSeq, a predicted model, not a curated record